Orycteropus afer afer is the source of this 1713-nucleotide messenger RNA. RefSeq names its product ring finger protein 168 (gene RNF168). Gene Ontology annotation, cellular component: nucleus; site of double-strand break. Gene Ontology annotation, molecular function: ubiquitin-protein transferase activity; nucleosome binding; metal ion binding. NCBI's taxonomy places the organism in Eukaryota, Metazoa, Chordata, Mammalia, Tubulidentata, Orycteropodidae. The record is from RefSeq and is a predicted model, not a curated record. Gene Ontology annotation, biological process: double-strand break repair; protein ubiquitination. The coding region runs from base 1 to 1713 and encodes 570 amino acids. The transcript has 6 exons.
AUGGCUGUAUCUAAAGACGCCAUCCCUUCCUUGUCGGAAUGCCAGUGCCGGAUCUGCGUGGAAAUCCUAAUCGAACCCGUAACCCUCCCUUGUAACCAUACACUCUGUAAUCCGUGCUUCCAGUCUACUGUUGAAAAGGCAAAUUUAUGCUGUCCUUUCUGUCGCCGCCGCGUCUCUUCGUGGACCCGGUACCAUACUCGAAGAAAUUCUCUUGUCAAUAUGGAACUGUGGGAGACGAUUCAAAAAUACUACCCAAAAGAAUGCAAGCUUAGAGCCUGUGGACAAGAAUCAGAGGAAAUCGUUGAUGACUAUCAGCCAGUUCGUGUAUUAAGUAUACCUGGGGAAUUGAGAAAAGAAUAUGAAGAGGAGAUCAAUAAGGUGAAGGCAGAGCGACAAGCCAGUGAAGAAGAAGAGAACAAAGCCAGUGAAGAAUACAUACAGAGAUUAUUGGCAGAGGAAGAAGAAGAGGAAAAAAGACAAGCAGAAAAAAGGCAAAGAGAGAUAGAAGAACAGCUGAAAAGUGAUGAAGAACUAGCAAGGAAACUAAGCAUUAAUAUUAACAAUUUCUGUGAGAGAAGUAUCUCGACUUCUCCCUUGAGUGCUAGAAAAUAUAAUUCACCGACAGUCACGUCACAGAAGAAAAGUAAGAACCAUCAGAAAAACACUGGAGAUAUUCAGAAGUAUUUGUCUUCAAAAUCUCAAUUUGGAUUAGGAUUACAAUCUGAAGUUGCACAAGAAGACAAGAAAAACUCCAUGUGUAAGGAAAUUGACAGUAGAGAUUUGACAAGCCCUACAUGGCAAGACACAGAAAUUGAAGAAGAUAUGCCAACACUUUCUCCACAAAUAUGCCUUGAAAUUGAAGAACAAGGUGCGAAGUCUUCAGUAGAGUCACCUAUGCCUCAGUUAAGUGCCUGUGGUUCAGAAUGGCGCCUUGAAGGAGAAGUCAAAACAAGACCAAACAAUCAGGAUAAAGAGUUACAUGUUGUAAAUCAUGACAAACCUAAAACUGGAAUUCCCUACUCUUUUGAAGUUGCAGUUGAGCCUUGUGGCAAAACAGAGAGUGGCCUCAGUGUAAGUGGUAUGACACAGAUAAUUGGAAACAGCACAAUGGAGACAAAAAAUGAAGAGACUAGCCUACUGAUCAGUAGUGAUGAUAUUUCCGAAAGAAAAAACCAAGAAUUUUCCUUGGAAGCAGUCAAGGAUCCAUGCUUUUCUGCAAAAAGAAGGAAAAUAUUCUCCGAAGCUUCCCCAGACCAAGAGGAAACAGAAAUCAGCUUUACCCAGAAACUGAUAGAGUUGGAGCAUCUACUUUUUGAGCGACAUAAGCAAGAAGAACAGGAUAGGUUAUUAGCAUUACAGCUCCAGAAAGAGGUUGAUAAAGAACAAAUGAAACCAAACCGGCAGAAAGGAUCUCCAGAUGAGUAUCAGUUACGUGCUACAUCCUUUUCUCCAGACAAAUUGCUAAAGGGACAGAAGAAUAAUUCCAAAGAUAGACAGACUGAUAGAGAACAUUCAAAAUCUUGGAGAGGCUCAAGAAAUGAAAACUGGCAACCUUCUUUUCAGAUCCAGUUGAAACAUUCAGUUACCAUUAAUGGAAGAAGAAUGCCAAAUUCUACUAGAGAUCAUUGUAAGGUAUCUAAAAGUACCCGUUCCCUACAGUCCAGUAAUUCACAGAAAAGUAUUUUUCAGAUGUUUCAGAGAUACAGAAAGUAA